UGAUGAUUAUCAUAAUCACGAAGAGUUAAAUAAUAGUAUGGAUAGAAUAAUUAAAUUUGGCAGUAUGCCUUCAUAUAAAGAAGAUAAAAUAAAACAAUUGAAACGAACAGCUGAUACACUUCCUCCUUUUAAAUCAUUAAAAAAUGUACAAUCAAUAAGUACAAGUGAAAAUACUGUCUAUUUAACAGAUUCAACAGACAUAACUGUUAAUUUAACAAAUUCUGACUUAAAUGUACCAAUUUGUGGUACAUAUACAUCUUCACUUAUUGAACCUAUUGUUGUGAAUAAUAAUAAUAGUAAUAAACAUAAUAUUAAUCAAACAUCUACAUUAUGUGGAUCAGUCAGUGUAACAUCACCGCCAAUAACAACAAUAACUGCUAUUACUUCAUUAAUAUCAUCAUCAUCAUCAUCUACUGUACCUCCGUUAUUUCCAUUCUAUUCAACUGCAUACUCGAAAUCGGUUUCACCUAUGACUUAUUUACCAAAUGAUGAUUUAACUACUCAAACUACAAUAUCUAAUUCCAAUCAAAAUUCAUUAUUAUUACACAAUGUAACAACAGCUGCAUUAGUUGGUGCAGGUCGAGCUGGAGCUAAUGCUGCUGCAGCAGUGGCAGCGGCAGCCGCUGCAAACCCCACGGCAUCAGAAGUAACAACAACAACGACAGUCAUAUCUACUGGGACAUUAGAUGUUAUGUCGUCUAGUAAUAAUGAUAUGUUAAUUGAUACUUGUCCAACAACAGUUUCUCCGGUAGAUACUUCAAAAGAUGCAAUGAAUGAUACACAGUUUAACAUCAUAAUGGAGAAUUCAUGGCGUCAACCAGAGAAAGGUAUUCUAAAGAAUAAAAAUGAAGGAGGUAGUUACAAUGUGAAUAAUUCGUCGUCGACCAACACUUCCACUAAUCGCCGACAUCAUAGGAGAUCUUCAUCAUCAAUUAAUCAUAAAAAACAUCAUCAUCAUCGUCAUAGAUCACCAUCAUCAUCGGCAGCAACCGGUAGUCAUCAUCGAUCCAGGCAUAAACAUUCAAAAUCAUCACGUCAUCAUCAUACUACUCAUAAUACUAUGGAUAAUAAUGAUGCCGGUAUUAUGAAAAGAAAUGACUCAUUCUCUGAUUGUUCUUGCCAUUUACAUGAAAAUGAGAAAAAAUUGAGAAAACAUCAAAAUCAUCAUCAUAAUCAUACUCGGAGAUUAUCUCGACGGGGUAAUAAUAUUGUAACUAGUCGUUCAAACAGUGUAAAUGACGGAAGUUCACACUUAGAAUUUUGUGCAGCGUUAAAUGAUAUUAAUGGUAAUGAUGAUAGAAGCCCAAGUGGUAGUUCAUCUCUAUCAAGUCAUGGUUUAGAAUUUUUAUCAAGUCAUUCAUCAUCAUCGUCAUCAUCAUCAUUAUCUAGAACAUUAGCUACAUCGUCAUCAUCAUCAUCGUCUUCUACAUCAUCAUCAUUUACUGAUUUAAAUUCUCAUUGUCAUCAUCAUCAUCAACUUCGUCGUCAUCAUUCACAUUCUAAUCCUCAUUGUCACAAAGAUCAUGAUAAUAAUGAUGAUGUACAAAGUUUAAGUUCAUCAUUCACUUCAUCUACUACAAGUACUUGUUCAACUGCUUUAGAAGUUAAUGUAAUCAAAUGUAAUGAUUCACAACAACAUCAACAAAAUGGAUUAAUUAAUAAAGAUUCUACUGAUCCUAUAACAACAGAUCAUAAUCGUUCAAAACGAUUGGAUAUUAUAAAUAAUAAAUCAAAUCGUUCAAAUCAACAAUUAAAAAAGAAUUAUGAUUAUUGUUCUGAGAAUUAUCAAACUAUUCAAUGUGUUAAUAAUGAUAAUAGUAUUGGAACCGAUCCUAUUAAUAUUGAAAGAGAGGAUCAACGUAGUUCUCAUCGACACAGUCGUAAACAUCAUCGUCGUCAUUGUCGAUAUCGCAAACACCAUGGACAUCAUAAACGUCACAGUGAAUCUAAUCAGGAAAUCUCCGGAACAAUUAAUCUUACCGGUGAAUCAUUAGGAUCGUCUUCUAGUACGACUAAUAAUUGUAAUUCUGGAAUUUCCGAAGCAUCUUCAUCAUCUUCUGGACUAACGACAGUCUCUUGUCAUCGUCGACGUUCAAGAACACGAAGUAUAACAGAUGAAGAUUGUACAACUUCCGGUUCACGAAGAAGUAGUCCUUUACCACCAGCUCCAACAAUAUUAUGUAAUGUAGGCCAGCAAACUGAUGAGUUGAGUUUAUUGAAAGUAGCUGGUCUUACAAUAUCGUCUAAAACUGGUGCUAAUUCUGAAUCAUCGAAUAAUAAUAACAAUAAUAUCAAGAGUAAUAAUGAAAAUCGUAAAUCUUAUUUAGAUUCUGAAGGUGAAUGGGAAGAAGUUGAAUGUAAUGAAUCAGGUUGUGAAGAAUGUCAAAAUUCAAUUCACACAACAACGACUACUACUACUGAUAAAAGUAUUAAUAGUCAUGGAAAUAAACAAUCGAAACAUUUAACAACUACAUCACCUCCUAUCCUUUCUUCACCUUCUCAUCCAACUAUUAUUUUGCAAAAUAGAAUAAAUCAAUUACAUUCAACAUCAUCGAAUAAUUUCAAUCCAUUAUGUGUAACAUUAAAUAACCAACAACAACCAUUGUAUAAUCUAUCAACUCCCCCGACUAAUUCAUCUUUAUCGAUGAUCAAUAGUAAACAACAAUCGAAUUCAACUAAUUCAUCGUUAGGUUCAUCGAAAACAUCACGAUCUGCUGGUGGAUUUAGUAGCAGUGGUGGAAGUACUGGUUUAGCAAAUUUAUCAUCACCGCCACUACCUCCUCCAUCAUCUUUAUCGACCAAUAAUCCUAUUAAUACCAUCACGACAACUACUAAUACCAAUAAUAGUAUUAAUGAUAAUAAUCAUUCAAAUGUAACUUCUAUGCAAUUACAACAAUACAAACAAUCACAGUUAUCAGGAAUAAAACAACAACAAUAUAUCGGUAUGAUGAACAACAAUAAUCAAACGAAAUUUAAUUCAGAAGAAUAUACUGGUCAACAUAGUGAACCAGAAGUGGAUGCUCAUUUAAACAUUGGAUCAAUGAUAAAUCGUCAAAUAAAUGAACAACAAAAUUUAGUCAAUAAAUUACAAACUGAUUCUAAUCAUCAUCAUCACCAUCAUCAACCACCACCACCACAACAACAACAUUAUAAUCCGUUUUAUCUACCAUCAAAAUCAUCUGUAAAGAAUACAUAUGCUCAAUCAUCAGAAUCACAAUCUCAAUUAAAUAACUUAUUAUUACAUCAACAACAAGUCAAGUCAUCCAUUCAAAAUAAUAAUAAUAAUACUAACAAGCCUAAUUCUUUACAAUUAUUCACUUCACCUGAAAUAAUUCAUAGAAGUGUUAAUAAUAUGACAAACAACCGAUCUGUGUAUGACUCAAGUCUUCAAAUGAUGGAUAAUAAUAAUACUCAUAAUAAUAUACAAGGUAACUUGGAGUUAUACUAUCAACAUCCAUAUGAAGAUGUUGCUACAGAUGAUUAUGCUGAAACUAAUAGUCAAUUAAAUUGUACAUCUCUACAACAAAAUCAAUCUUUUAACCAAUCACUUUUAUCUCAUUAUCCACAAAAACAGUUUCAAUCGUAUUUAUCACCAACUGAACCAUCACUACCACCACUACCACCAACAUUAACACCUACACAACAACAUAUAUAUCAUCAACAUGAUGGUUGUGGUCCAUUAUUAUUACCACCAAUAUCUACUAGUUCUAUGUUGUACAAUAAUGAAGUGAACAAUCGAUUCGGUUAUUCAAGAACGGCAACAUUGGAUGAAGAUGAUAAAUUAAGUUUAGAUGAAGACAGUGAAAUGAUACACUUUACAAAUUCACAAAUGAAUAAUAACAAUUCAGUUAAUAUUACUAUGACGACAACAACAAUGAGUACUAUUACUACCACUGCUACUAAUAUUAGUAAUGGUGGUAAUAAUAAUAAUACUCACUUGAGUAGUAUGUUUAAUCCAUAUACUGUUGCGUUUAUCAAUAAUACUCCAUCAAAUUAUAUUCAAUCGAAUCCAUCACACCAUACUACUUUAUCACAUUUUAAUCCAUCAUAUUCUGUUUGGAAUACUAAUGAUUCAAUUCAUCAUCGUAUGAAUAAUAAUAGUAAUAUUAACAACAAAUAUAGAAUAAAUGAUAAUCCGUCAAUCAUUUAUCCUAGUGAUCAAAUGAAUAGUGCCAAAGAUGGUGUUGUUGGUAUUACAGGUUCCAGUGGAAUUACACAUCCUCUAUUAAAUGAUAUUGAUGAUGUAGGCAGCGAUUUUAGUUUGUCUGCUUUUCGUCGUAGUGAUGAUAUUUGUACUCCUUCAUCAUUAUCAAAUCGAAUAUUCAAUAAUAACAAUGGUAAUAAUAAUGAUCUCAUUAUGAAUAAUCUCCUACCAUCAUCACAAACCACACAAUUACAACAUAAUAAUUAUCAACAACAAUCUACGGAACAUCAUAGUUCUAGUGAUAUUGCUGGCAUGAUGGAUGUUCGUAGUAAUGAUGGAACAUGUGAUGAAUCAGAUGCUAGUUCACUACCGGAACAAGGCUGUGAUUUAAUGCAUUUAGCUCAAUUACGUAUAUCAGCUAGACCGAAUCCACUAUUAAACGAUUUAGCAAAACAACAGGUACAAAGAAACAACAAGUAGACAGUAAUACUCUCUCUGCCUGUGUGUGUAUCUAUGAUUUUUCAGCAUAAUUCAUUUGACAACAAUAAUGCAACGAUAGCAACUACCACUAUUACCAACAUCAAUGAUCAUUUCUUAAUACAAAUCAUGAUCUUUUCAAAAUUUAAUUUAGAUAAGAGCUGAAUAAAAGUGAAUACUCUUUUUUUUUACUUCCAUACACCAACUUGUGCAUUAUACACACGAUCUCUCUCUCUCUCUUCCUCUAGGAGGUAAUAAAAUGGUGCUCUUUUUUUGUUCUAUGUGUGAUGUUGUUAUUUUGUCUGUGACCGAUCGCAUUUGAUUCUUUUCUUUUUUCGUUAAUUUUUGUUUUGCCUUAUAACAUUGUAACUAUGGUUGUUUAUAUCUAUAUACAAAUACAGAAUUAUUAUUAUUAGGGAUUAUUAAUUUCUAUAUUUAUAAUUAGUUUCUAUGUGUAUUUCGAUAGUUGGGUUUCUCGUUUGUUUGUUUGUUUUUGUACAGUUUUUUUUAUACGUAAUUUUCUCUUUUUUUUAUACACAAAAAAAUGUUUCUUUUUAACCAGUUUAAAUAUUUUCAUUUAUAUACAUAUACAUAUAAAUCUAUUAACUUAUUGUUAGCUGAUGAUAAUGAUGAUGCUAGGCGAUAAUUCUCUUCAUUAGCCUUAAUUAUCCGUUUCUAUAUUGAAGAUUCAUUUAUUUUCUUUCUAUUUAGUCUUGUUCUUCGUUUUCUUCUUUGUUUCACUGGGGGGGGUUACUUUUUUGUUACGCAAUUCUUUUAAAUAAGAAACUGAAUUGCUUAAAUUAUUGACCAUUAAAUAAUGAUAACAGUGUAAAGGGUUUAUGUGUAUCUGUGUACGUACAUGCGCUCACUCACUUGUUCCUUCCUUUCAAACAUUAAAAUAGACAUUGGAAUCGAAGAAGAAAAGCGAACUACAAGUAGCAAUAUUGUUCUUUUUUCUAAUAACCAUUAUUAUUUCAAUUAUCCAGUUGGAAUUUGUUUUUUUUUAUCAUUCUUAGACCAUAUUGAAUUGUAUUUAAACCUUAAUCAUCAAUAUUCUUCUUCAUUGAGACAUUUUUUUAAAACUUGUUCAAUUUUUUUAUGACUGUUAAAGAGAAUAAUACAUAAAAAGAGAAUUUGUAUUUUAUUUCAUGAAUGAAAUGUGAAAUCAAUCAGUGCGGGGGGGAGGGGUAAGGAUGUCCUUCUUUCUUUCUUUUUUUUUAAACCUUGGGACACUCAAUCAAUCAAUAAAGAAUUACUAUCCAUUAAUAUUGUUACUAUGUCAAUAUGUUUUUUAUUAUUAUUAUGUAAAUGAAGAAAUGCAUUUCAAUUGUGUAUUUGAUCGAUCUUUUAUUCUUUAUUAUUAUGAUGAUGAUCAUCUUAAUUCUUAGCCUUUUUAUUUGUUUUUAUGAAUCAUUUUAUUGUUUGUAUUAUACAUGAUUGUUUUGUCACCAUUUUUUGGAAAUUUUAAUGAUUUAAGAACAGUUUUAUUGUUCAUUGAAUGAAAAUCAAUAAAUGAAAAGAGGGUUUUUUC
Schistosoma margrebowiei is the source of this 6152-nucleotide messenger RNA. NCBI's taxonomy places the organism in Eukaryota, Metazoa, Platyhelminthes, Trematoda, Strigeidida, Schistosomatidae. The record is from the annotation of a GenBank genome assembly.